CCGAGCCCAAGCGCUGGGGGGCUGGACAGCGCCGAGCACCGCCUGUUUGACGGUUGUGGGGAGGUCCGGUGCCCAGGACUAUGUGGAGGGGAAGGAGGAGCACUCCGCCCGGGCAGUGCGCACCGCGGCCCGGAUCGUAACAAGGCUACUGUGGCUGAAAUUGCUCUGUGCCCAGUGCGUCCUGGGCCGUCACUGCAGAGUCAGUCAGUGUUUGUCUGGGUCUGGCACCUCACGGGAGAAAACCCAUGUUUGAAAUAGGAAAGCGGUGAUGGUAAAACUACAGAAAUGAGCAAGUGAAACUGUUAACUCACAUUUUAAAGUUGAUGGGGUUUCAAACUGACAGCGCCUCUCCCAGUUCCAGCCUCCUAUUUAUCCACAUCAGCGGAUCAGCUAAAUAUUUAAUCUUUUGGCUGUCUGAACGUAACUGCAUAGAGAUUGUUGCUAAACUGAUUGCUGAAAAGCAGCUGGAUGUAGUGCAUACGCUUGAUGGAAAGGAGUAUAUCACUCCAGCACAGAUUAGCAGAGAAAUUCAGGAUGAGCUUCAUGUUUGUGGUGGUCGAAUAAACAUUGUUGACUUACAACAGAUAAUAAAUGUAGACCUGGUCCAUAUUGAAAGCCGAGCUAAUGACAUUUUUAAAUCCGACAGAACUAUUCAGCUGGUGCUGGGACAGUUUAUAAAUGAGAGUUACCUAGACCAAUUAGCAGAAGAAAUAAACGAUAAACUACAGGAAACUGGUCAGGUGACAAUAUCUGAACUCUGCAAGGCAUACGACCUUCCAGGAGACUUCUUGAUACAGGCAUUGUCCCCCCGUCUGGGUAGGAUUAUCCGCGGCCAGAUAGAUCAGGACAACAAAGGAGUGAUUUUUACAGAGGCAUUUGUAGCCCGGCAUCAGGCACGCAUUCGUGGUCUGUUCAGUGCCAUUACUAGGCCUACUCCUGUAACUAACUUGAUCACUCGGUAUGGAUUUCAGGAACAACUGCUUUACUCUGUGUUAGAAGAACUUGUUAACUCUGGACGUCUAAAAGGCACAGUGGUUGGUGGGAGACAGGAUAAGGCUGUGUUUGUUCCAGACAUCUAUGCCAGAACACAGAGCAACUGGGUGGACUCCUUUUUCAAGCAAAAUGGUUACCUAGAAUUUGAUGCAUUGUCCAGACUUGGCAUCCCAGACCCUGUGAACUACAUAAAGAAAAGAUACAAGUCCAUAAACCUCUUAUUUCUGAAAGCAGCCUGUGUUGGUCAGGAAAUUGUUGAUCAGGUGGAGGCUUCAGUAGAUGAAGCCAUCAGCUCUGGAAUGUGGGUGGAUAUAGCGACUCUUCUGCCCAGUUCAUUAUCCAUAGAAGAUUCUGGAAUUUUGCUUCAGCAAGUGAUGAGAUCUUUCAACAAACAUUUGCCAACUAUAAUCUUCAGUGAUACUAUUGUAGUCAGUGAGAAAUUUAUAAACAGUUGUACUGAUCUGUUCAGGGAGUUGAUGCACCACAAAGCCGAAAAGGAAAUGAAAAAUAACCCUGUUAAUUUAGUCACCGAAGAGGACCUGAAAGAGGCUUCUAUUUUAGAAAAUUCAUCUGCUAACAAAAAAGACAGAAAGGAUGAAAGAAGGAAAAAAGCAACAGAGGGCAGUGGAAGUGUGAGAGGAGGAGGUGGUGGAAAUGCCAGAGAGAUCAGGAUUAAGAAAACCAAGAAGAAAGGAAGAAAGGAUGCGGAGAGUGAUGAGGAAUCACAAGCAAGUAGCACAAGUAGGAAUAAGCAUCUGGAGAUUCCUUUCAUGUCACGGGAAGAGAUUCAAGACGUUUUAAGGAACCAUAUACAGGACUGCCCCGAAGAGCUUAUUACAGAACUUGCUGAACAUUUAAUACGGUCCCUAACAAAGAGCUACCAGGAAGUGGUACGUUCAGUAUUCGUGUCUUCAACCUCUUCUUUGUCUGGAGCUAGCAGGAGGCGGACCAUCAAGGAUUUGCAGGAAGAGGUUUCAAACUUGUACAAUAAUAUCCGAUUAUUUGAAAAGGGAACAAAGCAUUUUACAGAUGAGACACAAACUAAUCUCGCCAAACACAUGCUGAAAACAAUUUGUACAGACAUCACAAAUCUUAUUUUCAACUUCCUUGCUACCGAUUUAAUGAUGGCAUCAGAAGAUUGUACUGCAAUUACAAGUGAGGUCAGGAAAAAGAUUUUAGGUAAAUUACCCGAAGAGACCAGAGGUCCUCUAACUAAGCUACAUACUUCUCUGAAUGGCAAGAGUUUAGAAGACUUUCUUUUGUGCCUUGAUUCUUCAGCAGAUGCUUGUGAUAUUAUGGUGAAAAAAGGGGACAAAAAGAAGGAAAGGCAAAUUCUGUUUCAGCAUAGACAGGCUCUGAUUGAACAACUGAAAGUCACAGAAGAUCCAGCUCUUGUUUUACACCUGACAUCGAUCCUGUUGUUUCAGUUUUCAACCCAGUGCAUGCUUCAUGCACCAGGAAGAUGUGUACCACAAAUCAUAUCUUUCCUAACUACUAAGAUCCCAGAGGAUCAACAUUCUCUUCUGGUCAAAUAUCAGGGAUUAGUAGUGAAACAAUUGAUCAGUCAGAAUUAUAAGAUUGGACAAGGGGAUGAUGACACAGUGGAUGAUAACCUAGGGGAGAGAGAAUGUCCAGAUGCUGUUCGAAAAGAACUCCAAGAAAUCAGCGCCUCUCUCAAAGAUCUUGUUCUCAGACCCCGAAAAUCUUCUGUAACAGAGGAGUGAAGGUCUAAUUAAAUUUAAUACAGCGAACAGUCAGAAUAUUUUUUUCUGAAAGGAGAAAGAAGUUCACUGUGUUGGGGUAGUGAAGAAUGGUUGAGAUAGUCUUGGCUUCUGAAAUUUUGCAUAUAGAAUUGAAGCCUGAAGGAUAACAGGCAGUGGUGGAACUGAAUUUUGAUUUUCAUUCUUUAUAUAUUACCACAUUGCAUGCAUUAUUACAUAAAACAUUAAUAGGAACACUUA
Molecule: messenger RNA, 2954 nt
Organism: Mauremys reevesii (Reeves's turtle)
Lineage: Eukaryota; Metazoa; Chordata; Testudines; Geoemydidae
Gene: UFL1
Product: UFM1 specific ligase 1
Exons: 19
Coding region: 324-2717 (797 amino acids)
Biological process (GO): response to endoplasmic reticulum stress; protein K69-linked ufmylation; regulation of proteasomal ubiquitin-dependent protein catabolic process
Cellular component (GO): endoplasmic reticulum membrane
Molecular function (GO): UFM1 ligase activity
Source: RefSeq, a predicted model, not a curated record